CUCCACAAAAAUUUUGGCGCCCAACCGCGCUUGCGUUUGAAAAAAAGAAUAAUAAAUUCCCCGAAUUUCUAUCCCUUUCUCAAUCAGAUCGUCCGGUUUCACCUCUUUCCAUCUCCCUCACCCUCUCUCUCUCUCUCUCUCUCCCUCUCCCUCACCCGCGCGAGGCGGUCCAAUGGAGCAGCAGCAUCGCAGGCAUGAGAAAGCGGUGGAGGAGGAGCACGAGGCUGAGGAUAUGCAGCAUGGUCCCUUCCCCGUCGAGCAGCUUCAGGCAUCUGGAAUUGCUGCUGUUGAUGUUAAAAAGCUCAAAGAUGCGGGCCUUUGUACAGUGGAAGCUGUGGUCUAUUCACCAAGGAAGGAACUUUUGCAUAUCAAAGGGAUCAGUGAGGCAAAAGUUGACAAGAUUAUUGAAGCAGCAUCCAAGUUGGUCCCACUGGGAUUCACCAGUGCUAGCCAGAUGCAUGCUCAACGGCUUGAAAUCAUUAAGUUAACUUCUGGUUCCAGAGAACUUGAUAAGGUUUUAGAGGGUGGAAUUGAAACGGGUUCAAUUACUGAGAUCUAUGGGGAAUUUCGUUCAGGAAAAACUCAGUUAUGUCACACAUUGUGUGUAACUUGCCAACUCCCUUUGGAUCAAGGAGGUGGUGAAGGAAAAGCGAUGUACAUUGAUGCAGAAGGUACAUUUAGGCCAGAGCGGCUCUUACAAAUUGCGGAAAGAUUUGGAUUAAAUGGUGCUGAUGUGUUGGAAAAUGUCGCUUAUGCUAGAGCCUAUAAUACUGAUCAUCAAUCAAGGCUUCUUCUAGAAGCAGCCUCAAUGAUGGUGGAAACCAGGUUUGCUCUCAUGAUUGUGGAUAGUGCCACAGCUCUAUACAGGACAGAUUUUUCAGGAAGAGGAGAACUCUCAGCAAGGCAAAUGCAUCUUGCUAAGUUUCUCAGAAGCCUGCAGAAGAUCGCUGAUGAGUUUGGUGUAGCAGUCGUGAUAACUAAUCAGGUCGUUGCACAAGUGGAUGGAUCUGCUAUAUUUGCGGGGCCCCAAAUCAAGCCCAUUGGUGGCAACAUUAUUGCGCAUGCUUCUACCACGAGGCUUGCUCUACGCAAGGGGAGGGGAGAAGAGCGCAUCUGUAAAGUAAUAAGCUCACCAUGCUUAGCUGAGGCUGAAGCACGUUUUCAGAUCUCCACGGAAGGAGUGACUGAUGUUAAGGACUGAUGGAUGCAAGCUAUCAAACUCAUGUUUUUUGGCCGACAUAUAUGUAUGCAUAUCUUAUUACAAAUUGGGAUGGAAAGUGCUGCAUCUAAGUGUUAGAAGCAUGAGUCCAUGGCUUAUUUCCAAAGCAGUUGCUUUCUGAAUGAACUGGGGUCCACGGCUUAUUUCCAAAGCAGUUGCUGAGGCAAUACCCAGCUGUUUCAAGGCAAUUUUUGCAUUGUAAAUUUCUAUAUGCGUGUGUGGAAACGUUCUUUUGUAUAUCUCAAAUGAAUGUUCUUUCCCUAA
This is a messenger RNA of Nymphaea colorata (pocket water lily), 1483 nucleotides long. RefSeq names its product DNA repair protein RAD51 homolog. Gene Ontology annotation, molecular function: ATP hydrolysis activity; double-stranded DNA binding; ATP-dependent DNA damage sensor activity. Gene Ontology annotation, biological process: DNA strand invasion; reciprocal meiotic recombination; chromosome organization involved in meiotic cell cycle. NCBI's taxonomy places the organism in Eukaryota, Viridiplantae, Streptophyta, Magnoliopsida, Nymphaeales, Nymphaeaceae. The coding region runs from base 173 to 1201 and encodes 342 amino acids. The record is from RefSeq and is a predicted model, not a curated record. Gene Ontology annotation, cellular component: condensed nuclear chromosome. The transcript is spliced from 9 exons.